Messenger RNA from Mus caroli (Ryukyu mouse), 5907 nucleotides. The record is from RefSeq and is a predicted model, not a curated record. Lineage: Eukaryota; Metazoa; Chordata; Mammalia; Rodentia; Muridae.
AUGACUGACACUGAACCAAUUGGCUUGUGGUCCCCUGGGGAAGAUCACCUCUCAUACACCCAUCUUUUCUCAGUUGCCUAUAGUUCUUUGUGUAAAGUUGCAGCCUUUGGGCUUUUCCUCAUCCAGUUUGGCAUGUCUAUUAGUGUCAUCCUUGUUCAGCUUGUCCUCAGAGUCUAUUAUGAUCGCCUUGUGGAUAAUGCUGACAGAAGCUGGCUUAUUAACUACAUACAAGAAAUUCUGAAAAAUUACAUGCAGGAAGAUUUUCAUGAUCUAUUUAAAAAUUUGGAUUUUAAUCAUGAUGGCACUGUAGAAGAAGAUGAUUUAAGAAGUUUAAUGUUUUGUGAUUUCCAUGAUCCUAAGAGGGAAGAUUUUGGCUACAGAGAAAUUGCAAAUGUGGAUGCUCUCAGGGUGAUUGUUGAAGGCCAUCUAGAUGAAUAUAACAACAUGAGCAAAAAGCCCAUGAACCUUGUCUUGUUCCGAUUUGCCAUAGAACACAUAAGCAGAAUUUCUCGAAUCUUGAAGCAGCCACGGAGCCACGCCCUCCUGGUGGGGGUGGGUGGGAGCGGAAGGCAGUCAGUCACCAGACUUGCUGCACACAUGGCUGAUUAUUCACUAUUCCAGGUGGAAAUCUCCAAGGGCUACGGUAGCCAUGAGUGGCAUGAAGAUCUGAAAGUGAUCUUAAGAAAAUGUGCAGAGAGUGACAUGCAGGGCGUCUUCCUGUUCACAGAUACACAAAUAAAAAGAGAGUCCUUUCUAGAAGAUGUCAACAAUCUCUUAAACACUGGGGAGGUUCCAAACCUCUUCGCUUUAGAUGAGAAGCAGGAAAUAUGUGAAAAGAUGCGUCAGUUAGAUCGACAGCGGGAUAAAAGCAAACAGACAGAUGGGAGCCCCAUAGCUCUUUUCAACAUGUUUAUUGACUGCUGCCGCAACCAGCUGCAUGUGGUCCUGGCCAUGAGUCCCAUUGGAGAUGCAUUUCGGAUUCGUCUUCGGAAAUUUCCUGCUCUUGUUAACUGCUGUACCAUUGACUGGUUUCAGUCAUGGCCAGAAGAUGCUCUGGAAGCGGUUGCUUCACGGUUCCUGGAAGACAUUGAGAUGUCAGAGGAAAUCCGAGAAGGCUGUAUUGACAUGUGUAAAAGUACCUGUGAAGGACUUUUAGACCAUAACUUUAGUUACUUCAAAAGGGGUGAAAGACUCAGAGCUUGCAGGAUGUCCCUUGAUGCGAUGAACAGAUCUGCACAUCUCACCUCAUUUCAUCUAUUUGCAUCCAGUGAAGUGAUGAAAAUGAAAAGGAGAUACGAAGUGGGUUUGGAUAAGCUGGACUCGGCUUCGUCACAGGUGGCCACCAUGCAGAGUGAGCUGGAGGCGCUGCAUCCACAGUUAAAAGUUGCCAGCAGAGAGGUUGACGAAAUGAUGAUAAUAAUUGAGAGAGAGUCCAUGGAGGUGGCCAAAACUGAGAAAAUCGUGAAAGCUGACGAAACAGUAGCGAACGAUCAAGCCAUGGCAGCCAAAGCCAUCAAAGAUGAAUGCGAUGCCGACUUGGCCGAAGCCCUACCCAUUCUGGAGUCUGCACUGGCUGCCCUUGAUACCCUGACCGCACAGGAUAUCACAGUUGUGAAGUCCAUGAAGAGUCCCCCUGCUGGCGUCAAACUUGUCAUGGAAGCUGUCUGCAUAUUGAAAGGGAUCAAAGCUGACAAAAUCCCUGACCCAACUGGUUCAGGGAAGAAAACUGAAGAUUUCUGGGGCCCUGCUAAGAGACUUCUCGGUGACAUAAGGUUUCUGCAGUCACUUCAUGAGUACGACAANGACAAUAUUCCUCCUGCUUAUAUGAAUAUCAUAAGGAAGAGUUAUAUCCCCAACCCAGACUUUGUUCCAGAGAAGAUCCGGAAUGCUUCAACAGCUGCUGAGGGUCUGUGCAAGUGGGUCAUAGCAAUGGACUCCUAUGACAAAGUGGCAAAAAUUGUAGCUCCCAAAAAGAUAAAGCUGGCUGCAGCCGAAGGGAAGCUGAAUAUUGCUAUGGAAGGCCUUAGAAAGAAGCAGGCUGCCCUGCAUGAGGUUCAGGACAAGCUGGCCAAACUCCAAGACACACUUGAGUUGAAUAAGCAGAAGAAAGCAGACUUGGAACACCAGGUUGACUUGUGCAGCAAAAAGCUAGAACGGGCAGAACAGCUGAUCGGGGGCCUGGGAGGUGAGAAAACCCGAUGGAGCAACUCUGCGCUGGAGCUUGGGCAUCUGUACAUCAACCUGACUGGUGAUAUCCUCAUCUCCUCAGGGGUUGUCGCCUACCUGGGAGCCUUUACAUCUAACUACAGACAGAUAACUUCAUUUUUUGAGAGGCAGGCUUUGAUUUUCUGUAGGAGACAUAGACUCCAACAACUCUGCUCCAGGCCAAAACUGGACCAGCCCUGCCCAGUUAUGUGCUCUUUUAGACAAGGAAUGAGGAAUGCAAGGCGGUGGCCUCUGAUGAUAGACCCUCAAGGUCAGGCUAAUAAGUGGAUCAAGAACAUGGAGAAAACCAAUAGCCUUCAGCUCAUUAAACUAAGUGACCCUUCCUAUGUCAGGACUCUGGAAAACUGUAUCCAGUUUGGAACUCCUGUGUUGCUAGAAAAUGUGGGAGAAGAAUUGGACCCGAUUCUAGAGCCUCUUUUGUUGAAGCAGACCUUCAAGCAGGGUGGGAGCACAUGCAUUCGGCUUGGAGACUCCACAAUUGAGUAUGCUCCCGACUUCCGCUUCUACAUCACGACCAAGCUGAGGAACCCGCACUAUCUCCCAGAGACGUCAGUGAAGGUGACAUUGUUAAACUUCAUGAUAACUCCUGAGGGAAUGCAGGAUCAGCUUUUGGGAAUCGUAGUGGCACGGGAAAGGCCAGACCUCGAAGAAGAAAAGCAAGCCUUGAUACUACAAGGAGCUGACAACAAAAGGCAGUUAAAGGAAAUAGAAGACAAGAUUUUAGAAGUUCUCUCAUUAUCAGAAGGCAAUAUAUUAGAAGAUGAGACUGCAAUUAAAAUAUUAUCUUCCUCCAAGUCUUUGGCUAAUGAGAUUUCUCAGAAGCAGGAAGUGGCUGAGGAGACAGAGAAAAAGAUUGACAUUACCCGCAUGGGCUAUCGGCCCAUUGCUAUCCAUUCUUCCAUCCUGUUCUUCUCCAUCGCUGAUCUAGCCAACAUUGAGCCCAUGUACCAGUAUUCUCUGACCUGGUUUAUUAACCUGUUCAUCCUGUCCAUUGAGAAUUCGGAGAAAUCAGACAUCUUAUUAAAAAGGCUUCAGAUUCUCAGAGAUCACUUCACCUACUCACUCUAUGUCAACAUCUGCCGCUCNCUCUUCGAAAAGGACAAGUUGCUGUUUUCAUUUUGUCUCACUGUGAAUCUGCUGAUACAUGACAACGCGAUUAACAAAACAGAGUGGAGAUUUCUACUGACUGGUGGCAUUGGGCUGGAUAAUCCUUAUACCAACCCUUGCACAUGGCUUCCUCAAAAGUCCUGGGAUGAGAUUUGCCGACUAGAUGACUUACCUGCCUUUAAGACCAUUCGCAGGGAGUUUAUGCGCUUAAAGGAUGGAUGGAAAAAAGUAUAUGAUAGUAUGGAGCCACACCAUGAGAUGUUUCCAGAAGAUUGGGAAAAUAAAGCAAAUGACUUUCAGAGGAUGCUUAUUAUCCGUUGCUUGAGGCCAGACAAGAUCUCAUUUUACAAACCUAAUGCUAGCACAGAUAGGUCUAUCAUCCGCCUUCAGCUCAUUAAACUAAGUGACCCUGACUAUGUUAGGACUCUGGAAAACUGUAUCCAGUUUGGAACUCCUGUGUUGCUAGAAAAUGUGGGAGAAGAACUGGACCCGAUUCUAGAGCCGCUUUUGUUGAAGCAGACCUUCAAGCAGGGUGGGAGCACAUGCAUUCGGCUUGGAGACUCCACAAUUGAGUAUGCUCCUGACUUCCGCUUCUACAUCACAACUAAGCUGAGGAACCCGCACUAUCUCCCAGAGACGUCAGUGAAGGUCACAUUGUUAAACUUCAUGAUAACUCCUGAGGGAAUGCAGGAUCAACUUUUGGGAAUCGUAGUGGCACGGGAAAGGCCAGACCUCGAAGAAGAAAAGCAAGCCUUGAUAGUACAAGGAGCUGACAACAAAAGGCAGUUAAAGGAAAUAGAAGACAAGAUUUUAGAAGUUCUCUCACUAUCAGAAGGCAAUAUAUUAGAAGAUGAGACUGCGAUUAAAAUAUUAUCUUCCUCCAAGUCUUUGGCUAAUGAGAUUUCUCAGAAGCAGGAAGUGGCUGAGGAGACAGAGAAAAAGAUUGACAAUACCCGCAUGGGCUAUCGGCCCAUUGCUAUCCAUUCUUCCAUCCUGUUCUUCUCCAUCGCUGAUCUAGCCAACAUCGAGCCCAUGUACCAGUAUUCUCUGACCUGGUUUAUUAACCUGUUCAUCCUGUCCAUUGAAAAUUCGGAGAAAUCAGACAUCUUAUCAAAAAGGCUUCAGAUUCUCAGAGAUCACUUCACCUACUCACUCUAUGUCAACAUCUGCCGCUCNCUCUUCGAAAAGGACAAGUUGCUGUUUUCAUUUUGUCUCACUGUGAAUCUGCUGAUACAUGANAACGCGAUUAACAAAACAGAAUGGAGAUUUCUACUGACUGGUGGCAUUGGGCUGGAUAAUCCUUAUACCAACCCUUGCACAUGGCUUCCUCAAAAGUCCUGGGAUGAGAUAUGCCGACUAGAUGACUUACAUGCCUUUAAGACCAUUCGCAGGGAGUUUAUGCGCUUAAAGGAUGGAUGGAAAAAAGUAUAUGAUAGUAUGGAGCCACACCAUGAGAUGUUUCCAGAAGAUUGGGAAAAUAAAGCAAACGACUUUCAGAGGAUGCUUAUUAUCCGUUGCUUGAGGCCAGACAAGGUUAUUCCGAUGCUGCAGGAAUUCAUAAUCAAGAAAUUGGGGCGCCCUUUCAUUGAGCCACCCCCCUUUGACUUGGCCAAGGCAUUUGGGGACAGUAACUGUUGUGCACCAUUGAUCUUUGUGCUCUCCCCUGGAGCAGAUCCCAUGAAUGCUCUUCUGAAAUUCGCUGAUGACCAGGGAUAUGGGGGCUCAAAACUUAGCUCUCUAUCUCUGGGCCAAGGCCAAGGGCCCAUCGCUAUGAAGAUGUUAGAGAAAGCUGUCAAGGAUGGGACCUGGGUUGUUCUUCAAAACUGUCACCUUGCCACCUCUUGGAUGCCAACUCUUGAGAAAGUUUGUGAGGAGUUAAGCCCAGAAUCAACACACCCUGAUUUCCGAAUCUGGCUGACGAGUUACCCAUCUCCAAAUUUCCCUGUGUCGGUCCUGCAGAAUGGAGUAAAAAUGACCAACGAAGCACCGAAAGGAUUACGGGCAAAUAUCAUCCGAUCAUACCUCAUGGACCCGAUCUCUGACCCUGAAUUCUUUGACAGCUGCAAAAAGCCUGAGGAAUUCAAGAAAUUGCUUUAUGGCCUCUGUUUCUUUCAUGCUUUGGUACAAGAGAGACGAAAAUUUGGACCCCUGGGGUGGAAUAUUCCUUACGAAUUCAAUGAGACAGAUCUAAGAAUCAGUGUGCAGCAACUCCACAUGUUCCUGGACCAGUAUGAGGAACUUCCUUACGAUGCUCUCCGCUACAUGACUGGGGAAUGUAAUUAUGGAGGCCGGGUGACCGACGACUGGGACCGGCGCACAUUGCGCAGCAUUCUCAAUAAAUUCUUCUGCACAGAAUUAGUUGAAAAUCCACAAUACAAAUUUGACUCUAGUGGCAUCUAUUUCAUUCCUCCCUCUGGUGAGCACAAAAGCUACAUCGAAUACACAAAGACUCUGCCACUGAUCCCAGCACCAGAAAUCUUUGGGAUGAAUGCCAACGCUGACAUCACUAAGGACCAGUCAGAGACACAGCUGCUGUUUGAUAACAUUCUCCUUACCCAGGUGUGUAUGGUAUGA